Messenger RNA from Cladophialophora bantiana CBS 173.52, 219 nucleotides. RefSeq lists its product as uncharacterized. The record is from RefSeq and is a predicted model, not a curated record. Lineage: Eukaryota; Fungi; Ascomycota; Eurotiomycetes; Chaetothyriales; Herpotrichiellaceae. The transcript has 2 exons. The coding region runs from base 1 to 219 and encodes 72 amino acids.
AUGGUUGGUACCCCAGCGCUUCUCAUUAGGUUGGUCAAUGAUCCUAUCGCAGCUGGAUAUGACCUUGAGUUGGUCAAGCAGUUUAACACUGGGGCAGCUCCACUAGCCCAAGAGAUCAUCGACAAACUUGCGAAGCGGUUUCCGCACGUGGCCAUACGACAAGCCAGGGGUAUGACUGAGAACACUAGUGCUCUUACGCUCACGCCGCCAGCACUGUAG